Molecule: messenger RNA, 891 nt
Organism: Trichogramma pretiosum
Lineage: Eukaryota; Metazoa; Arthropoda; Insecta; Hymenoptera; Trichogrammatidae
Exons: 4
Coding region: 11-802 (263 amino acids)
Source: RefSeq, a predicted model, not a curated record
ACAAAAAAUCAUGUCAGUUGCCAAAUCCUCGAAACCAGAUUCUGUUGAGAGCGCAGUUGUCGACUCGCACAAAAAUAAAUUGCGAUUAAUCACAGAAUCGAAAAAUGAUACUAUUGGUAUUAAAGUUUACGAACUUUUUGAUAACGUAAAAGUUUCGGACGUAGCCGAUAAAUUCGAAUUGAUUCUACAACGAGUCACGGAACUCCAACAAUACGAUCUCGUCGAACCAAUAAAAUUAGUGUCCGAAAAAUUGAGACGUUUAGACGCCACGACAGAUGAAUUAGUCGAUAGCUACAAGAAGUAUAAAAUGUUAGACGAUGCUGAUUCUGACAGCUCCGACUGUACUUGUUUGACGGCGAUCUCCUGUUCCUCGUCCGAAACUUGCAUCUGCGGCGAAUCCUGUCACUGCGACUCGGACUCUUGCUCGUCGAUCGACAACUGCGAUUUGGACGGCUCUUUCUACUCAUUAGGCAAAAAAAACAAGAAAUGCACCAAACCCGACACAAAAUGUCCUUUGGCUAGUAUCGCUCUCGCGCUACAACAAAAAAAACUGCAAAAACCUUUCAACUCGAUAAACGAAGGAAUCAUAAGAAAACUUUCCAAGACGUUCCAACUCGACCACAAUCUCAUCCCUUGGGGCAAGGGUUUGGUCGAGCCGAUAAAUGAGGACAAAGUUUUUUCCAAAGAUCUCGGUACUAAUUGCGAUUUGUCCGGCAGUUCAACGGUAAGGAAAAUCGAUUGUUUACCGAUUGACAUUUUAAAUACGUUGAUGAUUAAUUUUUAUUAUUGUGCUCAUUUUUAGGACAACAGCAGCGAUACCGAGUCUUCUAAUCAGUAAUCAAUAUUUUUGCUAUUUAUAUUAUUCAUUUUUAUUACUGUAUACUGUUUUAA